Molecule: messenger RNA, 9208 nt
Organism: Seminavis robusta
Lineage: Eukaryota; Bacillariophyta; Bacillariophyceae; Naviculales; Naviculaceae
Source: the annotation of a GenBank genome assembly
GGUAACCAAAAGGAGCGUCGUCUCAAGGAGACGUAAUUACAGCUCUGCAGGUUAAAGCUAACGGCUCUGAAGAAAGAUAGGGGAGCAUCGCGGGUGUCCGGUUGGCACAAUCAGCGGUAUCCCUUUUGCGGAGGCAAAGCUAGGAGAAGAAGAGCCCACAAUAGUAGCUCGCUAGACCUUCUGAAGAAACAAAGACUACAAGUUUAGUUGGUAAUGGUGGAAGCCAAUGGUGGAGUAAGAAUGUCCGAAACAGAAGAGGAAGCAACGCCGAAAGUUAACAACACCAAAGUCGUGGAUGUUUCCAAGGCAGGACCGCCCUUGACGGCGGAUACCACUACGGACGACGCGGUAGACCUGGUGGCCACUUCGGGAGGCGUCCCCAAUGGAGAAUCGUCCAAUGGAUCCAAAGAAAAAGGCAGCAACAAGAGCACCACUGCAAGCAUCAGUACACCUGGUGGCACAGCUGCGCGAGGUGUUGGAAUGCGGAUUCAUGUGGAUACACCCAUCCCCAAUGCCGACCGAUGUCUCCGGAUUCUGCGCAAGUUCCUUCAUAAGACUCGUCCCAAGAUUGCCGCUGAGUAUGGAGGAACUAAGAGUGCUGGUCUGAUGCGAUUUUUCCGAAGCAGCUCCGUGAAGGAAGAUCCUACCUUUGUCCCUUAUGGCAAGCUCGUGAAAGAGCUGCUAGAGGGCGAAGAAGACAAUGACGAAGGUGACUUGACCGAUACCGAUGAAGACAAUUCUGAACAAAAUACCAAUAUCACGGAUGAAUCGGAUUUUGUCGUGGAUUCCAUCUUGGGAGCCUCGGGAGAUAGCAUGGCCAAAGCCAGGGCUUCCGUGGCGGCUUUUUGCCAUCUUUUGUCCGUUUGGAGCCAUGCCAGUUCACGAUUCUUCGAACAGCAAGAUACAAAGAGCCAAGAAGCCUUUUCGGAGAUUCUUUUCGCCGGAAUUGAUACAGCAACGGAAUUGGUGUCUCAUGGAUGCCUAGAUGGAGUGGAAAUUUGCAAUUUAGCCAGUGCCGACGAUUAUCACCCCUGCAUAAAUAUCUUUGCCCAGUCGAUUCUUGUGGCAGAUGUAACAUUGGAGAGAAGUGAACUCGCAGCAAUGAAGUUUCUUCUAUCGGCGGGUUGCCGCGUAAAACCUGGAGAAGACGCCCUUUUGCGUGGAACUCAUCUCUUGCAAACCAUUCGGAUGCUGUAUCACAUUUACCUGACCACCGAUUGCGAGGCCAAUCGAACAACGGCCAGAGCUGCUUUGCAGCAAUUGGUGACCAGCAUAUUUGCGAGACUGGUAAGGACCCAGGUGAACAUGGACAUGUCCACAUCGGCACCCUCCACGCCAGCAUCCAUCAGAAGUGAACCGUCGACUCCAAAUACACCAAACAACGGUUGCAACAGCAACAUAUUCCCGUCGGAAAAUCAUCGAGAUGCAUUUUUGGUCCUGCGUUCAAUCUGCAAACUGAGCAUGCGAAACAUGCCAGACCCCAGCAUGCACAGCCACAUUGGGUUGCAGACAAGUGGAAGCAACGCUAUGUGGGACGGUGACCAAGACGGAACGGAAAGCGAUGGAGUUGCAGGUGUUGCCGAGACACCGAGACCAAAGGAACAACCUCAUCUUGUUUUCACGGGAGCGAUCCAUCCAGCAAUGGAAUCAAAAGUCCUGGCGCUGGAAUUGCUUCAUUAUGUGUUGGAAAAUGUCAAAUUCACUCGCGAAUUUGUGCUGCGCAGUGGACCACAAUUUCACAGCGCUAUUCGUAAUUACCUCUGUGUUUCCCUGCUGAAAAACUGUACUUCGGAUAACUCCAGGGUGGUGCAUUUGAGUCUCCGAAUGUUUGCACUACUUGUGCGAAACUUUCGAGCCAUUUUGAAGAACGAAGUAGAGGCCUUUGUCACCAAUGUUUUCUUUGUCAUUUUGGAUUCCAAGAAUUCACCAAUUGAACAUAAGAGUCUGGUGGUGACCUUGUUUGAAGAAAUCUGUUCCGACCCCAACACGCUGGCAGAGAUCUUUCUCAAUUAUGAUUGUGACCUCAGCGCCGUCGAUCUAUUUCAUCGCAUUGUCAACACUCUUUCUCGCGUGGCACGAUCGGAUGCCGAAGAACCGAAGAGCGGGACAACGAUUGGCUUGGUUGCUGGUGCAGGAGCUGCUCGAGCGGAAAAAAUGAGAAAUGAACACCGCGAGCUCCGUCUGGAUGCAAUGCGAGCGUUGCGUCAGGUCUUGGCUAGUUUGCAUGCCUCGAUUGUGGAGCCCAUGGGCAACAGAAACAGUGCAAAUCUAGAGGCGCUUAGCGACGCCGUUGAUAACUUUCCACCGGAAGAAAUCAGUUCUGUGGCGUCGGCGGACAACUCUGUUGGGAGUGCUCCUGGGACACCAACCCGUGCUUCCAAGAAUGGAGAAUCGGGAAAACAAAGUCUCGUCGAAAUAUACGAUUCCAAGAAAAAGAGGCGACAAGAAGAAUCCGAGGCGGUUCUGCGAUUCAACCAGAAGCCUGCGGCGGGCAUCAAGUAUGCUGCAGAAUGCGGGCAUGUCGAUGGUGAUGAACCUUCAGAUAUCGCGCGGUAUUUGCUAGUCAACAAAGACAAAUUUGAAAAGACACAGAUUGGAGAAUAUCUGGGACGGGAGGCAGAAUACCAAGGUGGGAUGGCCUUGAAGGUGCUCAACGAAUACGUUAGAUUGAUGGAUUUUGUCGGCUUGCAGUUUGACGAUGCCAUCCGUUAUUACCUCAGUGGGUUCAGGCUACCAGGAGAGGCUCAAAAGAUUGACCGUAUCAUGGAGAAAUUUGCAGAACGCUACACGGAUCAGAAUCAAGAUAUCUUCCCGUCAGCUGAUGUCGCCUUCAUCCUUGCCUUUUCCAUCAUCAUGCUCAACACUGACCUUCACAACCCAGCAAUCAAGGAAGAACGUAGGAUGACGAGGGAUGGUUUUAUUCGAAACAACCGUGGUAUUUGUGACGGCCAAGAUUUGCCUGACGAGUUUCUGUAUGGCAUCUUCGAUCGCAUUAAGGCCAACCCGAUCAGUCUGAAGGAAGACGAUGAAGCACGGGAAAAGGCCGGCGAUGGAAAGAAAGCAGGCACGACUAAUCUUCCUUCGGCUUUGAGCCCGGCAAUUUUCUUCAGCAGUCAUUACGACGACAUGGAUAGAACACGCGAAACAAACUUUCAGAAAGAACGAGAUCACAUUGUAAGGACCACCGAAUCGCUGUUGAAGCGUCGGCGGCACAGCGCCCAUCAUCCCGCCGAGAAAAAGAGUGCCGCCUCGAGGUCUGGACACCACGGGAAACGGGCACACAGCAAAUUCGUUCGAACCGAAGAUAGCGGUCUUCGUGAUGAGUAUGUGUCUCCCAUGUUUGAAGUUACCUGGGGCCCAGCACUGGCUGCCUUUUCCACUGCAAUGGAAUCCGCAAACGGCACUGUUGGAGCACUGGAAAAUAUCGCCACUGACGAAGAGCUGGAGCUUGCCGCCGAGAAUGCGGCUGAAACAAUUGAAGUCUGUUUGACAGGAUUCAAACUUGCAAUCUGCACGGCAGGGUUGUGCGGUAACGAAAUCGCGCGAGACGCAUAUAUGCUUGCCCUCAGUAGGUUCUCUCAAUUGGGCACAGGUGUUCUAUUAGAACCCAGGCAUCUACGAUGCAUCCAAACAGUUCUCAGCUUGGGACGCGACGACGGGGAAUUGCUUGGAUCUACGUGGGAGCAUGUUUUCAAGGCUCUUGCCGAAAUCAACAGAUUCCAUCAACUCUUUCACUUGAUGGCAAGAAAUGACAGGGCGGCGGCUGCUGCAGCUGCACGUCGUCGCAAGCGGAUGGAAGAAAGAGCUGAACGGCAGCGCGAAAGAGAAACACAAUCUGUUGAUUCCUUGGAUGACAUGGACUCGUCGACCCGCAGUGGGAGCCAGUGGAGCCAAUCGGGGUCUUUGGCAGAAGAAGACCUCUUCUCUGAUGACGAGGACCUGUUCUUCGAUGAUGAAAUGGAUGGAAAGGCAAUCGACGAAGCAAAUGCUCGGGUUGUGUAUGAGGCUGUGUCGGAAUCGAUGAUCCAAGCAAUCUACGAACGGUCGUCUUCUUUAAGCACCAAAGGGGCUAAAGAGUUCAUCUUUGAGCUUUGCCGAGUCUCUCGAAUGGAGAUCUCCGUGAGUGGCUACGGCGGACAUGUAGGCAGCGACGCCAACACUGUGGAUUUGACAAAAGUACAAUAUCGACAACACCACUCGCUUCUGAGCAACAACACCAAUGGCGACCAGCAGUUUCAUCACAGCCAGCCCAACAUUUACAGCCUCCAGAAGCUAGUGGAAGCGACGCACUACAACAUGGAUUCAAGACCACGGCUCUUCUUCUCUGAGAUUUGGACAACUGUAUCAGGACACCUCACAAGCACUGCUUUGCAUUCAAACCCUGCUGUUGCCAUGUACGCUGUAGAUUCUUUCCGUCAGCUGAGCAUUCAAUUUCUUCAGCGCGGUGAAACCGAAGGAUUCGAAAACCAAAAACGAUUCCUCAAGCCGCUCGAGACUGUCAUGUCUCGAAGCGAGCAUGUUAGCACAAAGGAACUGUUGCUGAAGUGCGUGGAAAGAAUCGUCUUCAUGUUUGGAUGCGAUGACGUCGAAAGCGAAGUUGGCGGCCAUCGGAAAGGGAGUCUGAAAAGUGGAUGGGUGGCAAUAUUGAGAAUCAUUGGCAUUGCUGGCAGAGACGAGGACGAGAGUGUCGCAAAGAUGGGAUACGACAUGCUGAAAGAACAGCUAAGGAAGAGUGUAGAGAUUGAGCAGCGCGGAGAGCGAGCUGCCAACCCGCAAUCGUCUUCUAUUCUUGCCGAGCAUUUUGUGGAUGCAAUCGAUGCGUUGUUUGCGUACGUUGGAGGAGUCCACGAAGAACUGAGUGCUGCGGCCAUCGACGAGUUACUCUCUCUUUGCAAGUACCUCGGAGACGAAGGGAUGCCUCUGCCUCCUCUUAGACGAAAGACUUCUCAUCUUUCUGUGAACGGCGAUGGAGAACCAAACGGUGGCAAGGGCGGAGCCAAAGACUUCGAGCACUGGUGGCCGAUCUUGCUUGGUUUGUCGAGAUCAGUGGAUCACCCCAAUGUUGCAGUAAGGUCCAAAGCUCUCUCGGGCCUCUUGAAAAUCACGGAGCAAUACUUCUUGGCCAGAGGUGGCAAGGGCCCAGCAGCAGAAGAUCGAGUGCAGACACUGCGUUUGAUAUUCAGAGGGAUCUUGACACCGGUGUUGGAAUUCGCCGAGACCUCUUCAAAUACCAAGCCACCUCCACUGCCAGAUGACUUCGUCCGGCACCUCACAGGGGACAAGGCCGGCGAACCUGAACAAAGCAGUGGAGGGGACGUCGGCGAAGGGGGCUGGUUGGAAACUACCUUUGACGAGUUCAUGGAUGGUUGCGUCUCAAUCUGCUUGAAGUCAAUUUCAGUGUUCGAAGAUGAUUUACUGGCGGAAGAGAUCUUCGCCAUCUUGAACACAUGUUUGCUCUCGGAUUCGGGAGAGUUGGCUGUGCGAGGCCUGAAAAGGCUUGAAAAGUUUGUCGCGGAAGAGCUUGAUUCCAAGUACGUUACCGACAACACGUGGGCCACCGUCAGUCACAUGUUGCGACGGUGUUUGAACCUGAGAGGUCUACCAAAACUGAAGGACUCAACUUCGCGCGCAGGGAACGGAGAGGAAAGAAGCGAGCUCAAUGCUGAAAGCGAGCAUACCGAAGACGAAGAUGAUAUUCGAGAGUUUGUGAUGGAAGACAGCCUCCUUCCGGGGCGACGAUACGUUGGAAGCAACGUUGUCAUGGUGAUUGGGUCGUUUCUAAUGAAUGAACGUUUCGUCGGAGAAAUAUCCAUGAACUGGCGUUUGUUCCUUGUCACCGGCCUUGGUCGAGGUAUUCGAGACUGGGAACAAGCAGCCACCGUGAUCAGCCGUUUUGGUUCAAAAGCCUCAGAGACACGACCUGUACCGCCUGACUACCGUGAAACUGCAGUGUACGGACGAAAAUGGAUGUCUUCCAUCAUACUAUCGCUCGCACCCACGCAGAGUGUAGCAUACACUCCAGCACCGUCCGACCCCACAGCCAGUAUUGUUGCUGAAGCUCAAAAGGUUGUAAAAGAGCAGACCCAGAAACUUUUGUCUGCUUUCAUAGCCAAAGAGAACACAGCCUCCCAGAAAGGCGCCAGCCCCGAUGAUACUGUGCUGUAUGAAGUCAGCAGAGAUUUGGUGCUCGAGUUUUUGUCGGGAUUUGGAAAGAUGGAUUCUGCCAUUCUUCAUCACCUUGACUGGCUCAAUCCGGUGCUUCUGUCCUGGUGUACACGCUCGAAGCACAAACCUAUACAGCAAGCAGUGCACGACCUGCUUGAAAACACAUCGCCCGCGUCACCUCCAAAGAAGUAAUGCAUCGAAAUCACCGAAUGUUUGAAGAGGAAGCGUAAAGGCAGAUGCACACUAACAACUCCACAGCAGACAGGCCGCUCCUAGUUCGUAGCUAAAAGGUGGCUUUAGAAUAAGGCUACAGCAAGUGUAGCCUCGAUUUGUGACCAGUAGAAUCUGAACAUAGCAAUUGACAGUGUAGCUAAUUUACAGUUGACAUCGUUAGGGGUCGUCGACCUGCCCAAUCAUGAGUCGAGUCUCAUUCGAUGCAUUCACGAUAUGCAUUUUCGUUCACAGAGUAUCGGGAGCUAGAUCGUUUGAUGACGAUUUCUUGUUUCGACUAUUUCGGGCUGCUCCCGCAGCAUGAAGUACAGUCCAUCAGUGGCGUAGGCAUUGGUAGCGCGAGCUAGGACAUGUGGCCACAGGCCCUUGAAUGGGAGCUUCUUUUCUUCGUGGAGGACCCGGCGACCGGCCCUGGGAGAGGAGCUACACGUGAGUGGCAUACUGCCAUCAUGGUGGACAUGACACCCACUUUUCUUCACUUACCUGUUCAAGCGGGUCCAGUGUUGCAUAUCUUGAAACAGUUUGUCAACGGUUCGAUUACUUGGACCAGCAUUGAGUAGGUACAAAGAUUUGAGGUAUAGAUUCUGUGAGAGACCGGAAACAAUCGCAUCAAAGCCACUUUCACCAAAGAGAUUGAACUGAAUUUGCAAUGACAUCAGGCCCUUCCAUUUCGGCAAACUUUGCCCAAUGGCCACCGCUCCCUCGUCUCCAAAUCGAUUAAAUGGCAGAAUGAUUUCCUCCAACCGUGAGUUUGAUUCCAGGGCUCGUGCUAGAGCUGCGACACCAACAUCACCCAAAUGACAGCUUGCCAAUCGCAGCGAAGUCAGUGGGCAAGGCUUGCCAUUUUUUCCACGCAUUGUCAGCAAAGCACACAAGGCAUUUGUGCCCGUCGUGCCAAAGGGAUUUCCACUAAGGUUGAGUUUCCGUAGAGCACUUCCACUUGACGAUUCCAGCAAGCCUUUGCACAACCCUUUCACACCCUCACCUGCAAUCACUGCAUUCUCCAAUACGAGAUCGGUGAGGGUCUUGUUCAGACACAACAUGGCACCUAAAGCUACAGCGCCAUCAUUUCCCAGAAAAUUGUAGGAUAAAUCCACUCGUUGCAUGGACUCAUUGGUCUUGAGAACACUGGCCAAUUCGUGAACACCUCUUGGCCCAAAGCUGUUAUCUUUCAAGCAUAGUUCCUGGAGUGUCGAGUUUCCCUCUAACCCCUUGCGAGCGAGCAAAGUGAGGCCAUCGUCUCCAAUGUUGUUAUCUUCAAGGAUCACCUUUCUCAAAGAGCAAGCAGAAUGGAGGAUCUCAGCCAACGCACUGCAGCUGUCAUCUUCCAACGAAUUGCUGCGAACAUCGAGUACGUGCAAAAAAGGACAGGCGUGUCGGCAUCCUUGUUGUAGAUUUAGAAUACUCAGACCGGUGAGUUCACAUUCCACCAAUCGGAGUUCUUCCAAAUGAGGGUGCUGCUGCUGUUCUUGGUCGCCGCCAGGGCUUUGCGCGAGAAGCCAAUCAAUCGCAUGCGACGUACUCUCCACCACAGAUGGAGGAGCAGCAGUGAUAUCAACAUCGAGUCCGAUGGCGCUGCUGUCAAAUGCAACAUCCGCUAUUUCGCAGGCAAUGAUGCAUAGCUUCUUCAAGUUGACCAUUGACCCAAUGGCUAGAAUCAGAUUGCAAGCUGCAGAAGCUCGUGCCUUAGCCACAGCCUUGGCUUCGGCCUCUUCUUGCAUUUGCUUUGAAGUGUACCCCCUCUCCUCAUCAAAAGGUAUUGCCAAGUCAGUUUUUGGUAUAUUAUUGUCUUCGGUUGGGGGCGCUUCCUCUUCUGUCUCUGUAUCAGAUCCGUGGGAAGGUGCAGCGACAAGAAUCUGCAGCAACUCCAAAACUUGCAAUGCGUGGUUGGCUCUCAAUCCGGAACAGACGCAUUGCAAGGCACCAGUAUCCUCCCAUCGAAAUCCCUGCAAGGCAAAACGAUGCAUGGUAUUGUUGCGUUCCAGCAUGGAUUGUAGUUCUUUAGCACAAUGGAAUGGCAUGAUACUGGUCGUCUCGGCAGAUGCCGACAUUUCCCCCACCUGUAGAGUUUGCACGGAUCUGUUUGCAGCCAGUCCUCGAAAGACAGAGGCCAAAAUGAAAGAGCAGGAAGCAGAAAUACGAACAUCGACCAGGCUAGAAUUGUGGGCCAAAAUCGUCUCGAAAGGCGGUGGAAUCCAAUUCGUUCUGGUGACGUUUCUUCCCGGAAGCCCCAUAUGUUCAUUCUCGGCAAAUUCUUGAUCUUGCCGAUCGUCACCUUGAUGGAGACUCAUGUCAAAGGUACUCACAUGUGUGUUGAAUUGUAAAGAUUCAACCACGGCAAAAAUCUCCUCGUUGGUCACUUCCAUGAGAGGCAGCGACCGCAAUGAUAGAUGACGAAGCCGAGGGUCAUUAUUCUGGGCCUGUUUUACGAUUUGAGUAAUGAGGGGAUCCAUGGAAUCAGUGAUGGCAUUGAUGACCAACACAAAUCAAACGCCUUCUUGUGAGCUUGAAACAAUUGGGAUGGUGCUUCCUCAUUCGCAGCGACGUCUUUGUCUUGGUCGAAAAUGGUUGUUGUUUUCUUUUUUGAAGAGGAAGCCCCAAGAGCCAAAAUCAUCUCUGAGAAGUCGAAUGAGUCGAUGACGAGAGGGAAAUCUGUCACUUAGGGACUGCCUACUUAUGAGUCACACGAAUCGGAUUCUAAGUCUUUUGGUUUCCCCCUGAAUCUGGAGGUGCACCCGCGCGUGGGAAUUCUCGCUCCACAAUUCUCUCGGAGGGUUUUGCUGUCGGACCACGGCGGUCCGUACCAGGUACC